AUGACCUUCUCGCAAGGAGAACUAGACUACGUGCGAGAACAUCUGCGCAGGAGCAUCGUCGCUGUGUACUAUGACGGCGGCGGGCUUUAUUUCGAAAUGCGGAAGGAGUUGCUUAUUUUUGUCUCCUCUCCUAGAGUAACGCCAAGGAUUAGGUGCAUAAUAUCACUUUGGGGGAUCGCUGACCGCUCUAUCGCGGGCAGCAUCUACCGUCACUUAUCCCAAUCCAGUCCUGAAAUAGCGGUCUUGGUCAGCCGUUUCUACCGUUUACUCAUCAAGCACCCCACAAAAGCCGAUUGGAUACCCUGUAUGAUUCGGCCAGAUUCAAAUUUAUAUCUUCGGACCGUAUAUUUCGGACAAUCCGAAUUGUGUUACAGGUAUAUCCCAGAACCCAUAUGUGUAGGCUCCAGAGUGGCAAAGGAUUUCAUUGACAUAGAUAUCCUGAAAAUGACAUGCGCGGGGCAGGCCCCACCCCUCGAAAUGGCAAUUGUGACAAAAACAUUUGAUGACUAG
This is a messenger RNA of Histoplasma capsulatum G186AR, 510 nucleotides long. RefSeq lists its product as uncharacterized. Bases 1 to 510 code for a protein of 169 amino acids. The record is from RefSeq and is a predicted model, not a curated record. Lineage: Eukaryota; Fungi; Ascomycota; Eurotiomycetes; Onygenales; Ajellomycetaceae. The transcript has 4 exons.